AUGGACAUGCGCAACUCACCGUAUCAUGUGAUAGCUAAGUGGUUAGCAGAGAAACUCAAACCUUUACGGCUUCAGCUGGCACCACGUAGAUAUCCGGACACAUUCGAAUUUAUCGACGACGUCAAAGACGUGAAUCUAAGUGGCAUGUUGAUGCUCUCUCUAGACGUCUCAUCGCUGUUUCCAAAUGUCCCGGUUACCGAAACAGUAGAUUACAUUUGCGAAUAUCUAGUGACAAAUCAGCUGGAAAUAGGACUACCGACAAAUGCACUGAAGGAACUAUUACUUAAAUUCACAUUAAAUGUGCAGUUCCUUUUUGACAGCCAGGUAUACAGACAAACAGACGGCAUUGCCAUGGGCUCACCUCUUGGACCUCUCCUAGCUGAAAUAUGCAUGGGCAAGCUGGAGAAAGUUCAACUAAGCGAACAGAUCCACAAGUUAAAACACUAUGGUCGCUACGUCGAUGACAUCUUCGCGAUCGCCGCAGCCGAAACUGACGAGGACGCACUCUUAAAUGAGGUCAACAGAGCACAUUCAUCAACUAAGUUCACGCUGGAAUUGGAAAAUGCAAGUUCGCUUACCUUCUUGGACGUUCUCCUAAGUCGCUGA
Dibothriocephalus latus is the source of this 606-nucleotide messenger RNA. The record is from the annotation of a GenBank genome assembly. NCBI's taxonomy places the organism in Eukaryota, Metazoa, Platyhelminthes, Cestoda, Diphyllobothriidea, Diphyllobothriidae.